Messenger RNA from Closterium sp. NIES-65, 2760 nucleotides. Lineage: Eukaryota; Viridiplantae; Streptophyta; Zygnematophyceae; Desmidiales; Closteriaceae. The record is from the annotation of a GenBank genome assembly.
AUGGGAGGUCGAUCUCCGCGGUCCCCGGGCGUGGUGGAGCGGUGGGCGGUGGAGGUGGGCAAGGACACGCAUCGCCUGUUGGAGUUCGUGCUGCAGGAGCCGGAGGUGGCGUCGCAGCGAGUGUCGCUCGUGCUCGUCUACGUUAUGAGCGAGGUCCCCUGCGCCAUGGGCAUAUCGUAUAACGUGAGUCAGCUCGAGUCGCGCGUGGCGGACAUUCACGAGGCGCACCUGAUGGACACUAUUCUCAAGCCGCUCGUCAUGGAGCUGCACUUCAAGAAAAAGCCUUCGCUCUUUCCCCCCUGCUGCGUCGUUAUUCCCCGCCGUCAUUCACGGCCAUGCUCUCGCCGCAUUCCAUCCCUCUGCGGGUUGCUUCACUCCCCGCAGCUCGUCGCCACAGCGCACGUGGCGCGAGACGACAAGCCGGACGUGGGGCUGUGUCAGGCCGCCAUUCGCGUGGGGGCGUCGCGGCUCGUGGUGAACUCGCGGCACUCCUUCCUGCGCCCCAACCACAGCUUUGCGCACGGCUGCGCGCGCCAUCUCGCGCCGCACCACUGCUCCGUGCUCGCCGUCACCACCGCCAAGAAGCGCCCGUCCUCCGCCGCCUUCGUCCUCCCCAGCGGCGCGACCAUUCCCGCCGUCCAACCCUCCCCCUCGCGCCUCUCCACCUCCUCUUCCACCUCCUCCUCGUCGUCCUCCUCCGCAUCCUCCCUCGUAGGCUCUCCGCUCCACCCCCCCGCGCUUACCCGCGAUCAAGAUUCCGCCAUCGCGCAAGCUCCCACGCCCCCCCGCGAUCCCCUCUCCACCUCUCCGUCCCAGCCGCAGUCUCGCCGUCGCGCGCAGGUGCACGGGCAGGUUGCGCGGGCGUCGGGGGGCAACUUGGAGGCGGGUGCGCGGCUAACUCCGCGCCACUCCUCGUCCGCCUGCGCGCCCUCCGUCAUUCCCGCGUCUCCUGACCAUCACCUUCACGAAGCUUCGCAGCAGCGAUGGGGAAGGCCGAUCAACGGGGCAGGGGGGGAAGCUGUGGGGGGGGAUGGUGGGGAAGGAAAGGGGCGCGGGGGAGCUGAGCCGGCGCGGGAGAUGCACGCAUCAGCACGAGGGGGUGGCGUGGGGAGCAGAGAAGUGGCGGUGUCUAGCUGGGCGGAGAGACAGGCAGGGGCGGCCGUGGUGGAGGGGGGUUACGCGCGGAGCGAGGGCGGGGAGAGUAGAAGGUCGGCGGUGGAUGAAGCAGCGGAGGCAUGGACGGGGAGCAGCAAGGGGGCGAGGCGAGGGCGAGGCGCAUGCAGGGAGAAGGAGAGAGAGAGUGAGAGCGAUAGCGAAAUGGUGAAGAUGCGACAAGAGCUGCACGAGGCGCGGUGCAUGGUGCAGCAGCUGCAUACAGAGGUGGACAUGGCGCGCGCAGCAGCAGCAGAGGCAGUGGCGCUGGCAGCAGCAGCGCAGGGCGAGAGGGAGAUGCUGCAGUACGAGUUCCGCGAGUACUCGCUGCACCACCUGCACACCGCCACCGACGGCUUCAGUGAGCAGCGGCUCAUCGGGCAGGGCUCCAGUGGGCGCGUGUACCGGGGGGAGAUCAACCACACGCCAGUCGCCAUCCGCCGCCUUGACGACUCCCUUGACUCCGCUCUGCAUGAGUUUGACAAGGAGGUGCGGCUGGGCAGCAGGCUGCGGCACCCCAACAUAGUGCUGCUGCUGGGGUGCUGUCGCUCGCCGCCGUGCCUGGUGUACGAGCUCAUGCCCAGUGGCUCGCUGUACCACCGCCUUCUCUGCACCAACAACUCGCCCCCGCUGCUCUGGCACCAGCGCUUUGACAUCGCUGCCAACAUCGCUGCUGCCCUCGCCCACCUGCACUGCCGGGAGCACCCGAUAGUGCAUUUUGACUUGAAGCCGACGACGGUGCUGCUGGGGCGGCAGCUGGAGGCGAAGAUAACAGACGUGGGCGUGGCGCGCAUGAUGAAGCGCACGGCGGGCGACGACAGCAUGUCGGGCCCCAUGGACGCACUCGGCUUCGGCUAUGCGUGCCCCGAGCUGCUGCGCUCCAACGCCUUCUGCAGCCGCACCGACGUGUACGCCUUUGGCAUGCUGCUGUACGAUUUAUUGGGUGCCACCACCAGUGGCGGACGCGUGAAAGGGCUCAUCGCACAGCUGGAUGAGGCGGCGGCGGAGGGGGACCUAGCGCUGCUGCACAGCCUCACGGACCCUGCUGCGCGCUGGCCCAGCAAGGUGGCUAUGGAGGUGGCGGCGCUGGCGCGGCAAUGCACUGCUGUGAAGCGCCGCGACCGGCCGGAUGUUGCGGGUGGCGUGCUGCCUGUGCUGCAGCAGCUACGGCCGGCGGUGGAGUCGUUCCGGGCGGCGGAGGAGGCAGAGGCGGCGACUCUGGCGCUGCAGCAGCAGCUGGUGCUGCAGCGGCGGCAGGCGCAGUUGCAGGGCAUGGAGGGCGGUGGUGGUGGUGGUGGUGCGGAGGAGGUGGUAUGGGAGGUGGCUCCUAACGCCUUCAGAUGCCCCAUCACCCUGGAGGUGAUGCAGUGGCCAGUGGUGGCAGCGGACGGGCACACGUACGAGGAGAGUGCGCUGCGCGAGUGGCUGAGCGUGAGCUCGCUGUCCCCCAAGACGCUCAUGCCGCUGCCACACCUGCAGCUCACCCCCAACCACGCGCUGCGCUCGCUCAUCUGUGACUGGAUGGAGCGCAAGAAGCUGUCAGGCAUGCCCCCACGCACCCCCGAUGGCUCCGCUGCACAUGCAGGAGGCGCUGUCCCGGGAGGGUAG